AUGCCACUUUCAGGAGUGCAUCACCCUAGAGAAAGCGACUAUGAGGAAGAGGAGGCAGAGGAUGCUGACGAACACAGCAAGAAUCUACUCCACAAGAAAGAGUACAAGCAGACUAAAUCACCACGUAAUACUUGGCCCAAGACUGCUGCUGAUGAGGAUGAUGGUCACUAUGAAAAUAAUUUAAUUAUGGAUGAGCGUGAGGAGGAGGAGGUGGAUGAAGACUUGGACUAUGUGCCCGAAUCAGACGACAGAGGAGAGGACAUUAAACGCCUGCAGAAAGAAGCAAAUGCAUUCAUCAGGAGGAAGAAGUGA
Molecule: messenger RNA, 312 nt
Organism: Carassius auratus (goldfish)
Lineage: Eukaryota; Metazoa; Chordata; Actinopteri; Cypriniformes; Cyprinidae
Product: aprataxin and PNK-like factor
Source: RefSeq, a predicted model, not a curated record